This is a messenger RNA of Westerdykella ornata, 1351 nucleotides long. Its product is annotated as HAD-like protein. The record is from RefSeq and is a predicted model, not a curated record. The coding region runs from base 1 to 1146 and encodes 381 amino acids. Gene Ontology annotation, molecular function: phosphatase activity. Lineage: Eukaryota; Fungi; Ascomycota; Dothideomycetes; Pleosporales; Sporormiaceae. The transcript is spliced from 3 exons.
AUGCGCCUUCCUCAGCCGCAAGCAUCCUAUGCUCCGAUCCUGGAAUCGAAAAGUAGACGCUCGAAGAAGAUUGCGGUACCUUCACUCUCACCUUCCUUUUCUUCUCUCAUCACCUCUCACCAACAACCGGAUAGCAAACAACCCACCAUGGCUGAGACGAGCAAGUUCCCACCCAUCCGCGCCUGCAUCUUCGACGUAGACGGCACUCUCAUCAACUCCGAAGACGUCUACACGGAAAUCUACAAUCACAUCCUGCGCUCUUAUGGCGCCCCGGACUACCCAUGGAAGGUCAAAGCCAUCCAGCAGAGUCGAGGUCACGAGGGCACGCAGCGUCUCCUCAACUGGGCGCAAAUCGGUCUCACCCCUGCGGAAUGGAAGGCCCUCGAACAUUCUCACGUCCAGCUCUUCCGCACUUGCGAACUCCUGCCCGGCGUCUCGUCUCUGCUGUCGACGCUCAGUACCUUGAAAACACCUUACCAAGCCGUGCACAGCUCGCAGAACAGUCACUCGUCACAGCAGCGUUUCGAACCUCUGCGUCUCGCGCUCGCCAGUUCGGCGGGGAAGACGCUGUUCGAGAUCAAGACGAACCACCUACCUAUAAUUGCCAGCACUUUUCCGCAGGGAUGUAGGGUGUUUGGUGAUGACGAGGAGUUGGUUGGGAAGAAGACGAAGCCGGAGCCGGACCUAUUUCUGCUGGCGCUGAAGAGGAUCAAUCUGAGCAUGGCUGCUGGGUCUCCCAAGUCUUCGUUCUCGAGCGCGAGUGAUGUUGGCCUUGGCGGUGACAUAGAGGAAGACGAGAGUGAGAAUGCGAUUCAGCCUGAAGAGGUCCUUGUGUUUGAAGAUUCCAUUGCUGGCGUUGAGGCGGCGCGGCGUGCUGGGAUGAGAGUCGUUUGGGUGCCGCAUCCUGGGCUGGCAAACGUGGCUCGUGGACGGGAAAUGGAGGUCUUGAUGGGGGUAACGGAGAAAGAUGGCGCCAUCCCGGCGUUUGCUGAUGAGGAGGAGGGUGGUAAGCCAGAUGUGGAGACCGAGGGCGGUGUCGUCAUGAGGUCUCCAGAUGGAUGGGCAGUGAUGCUGAGGAGCCUGGAGGAAUUCCCAUACAAAGAAUUCGGCUUUGAUGUCGAUGAGGGAGCCCUCACCAGCAGUUGAGGCGGGAAAGUAUGGAGAUGACGAAUGCUACUGAACAUCCUGGCAAGGAUGGGCAGUGAUGAUUAUUCCGGGGUUGGGUUCAGCUCUGGGGAAAUACGGGGAGCAUGGUCGAUGGUAACUUAAACAUGAUCGACGCGCAGAUACGCUGGAGUCUGAUAGCCAUCUGCGUUGCUUAUGGAGCCCACAUGCAUGCAUAGAGGACCAC